This is a messenger RNA of Dicentrarchus labrax (European seabass), 5895 nucleotides long. Its product is annotated as neuronal acetylcholine receptor subunit non-alpha-3-like. The transcript has 10 exons. Lineage: Eukaryota; Metazoa; Chordata; Actinopteri; Moronidae. Gene Ontology annotation, cellular component: synapse; neuron projection; postsynaptic membrane. The record is from RefSeq and is a predicted model, not a curated record. Gene Ontology annotation, molecular function: transmembrane signaling receptor activity; acetylcholine-gated monoatomic cation-selective channel activity. Bases 936 to 2537 code for a protein of 533 amino acids. Gene Ontology annotation, biological process: monoatomic ion transmembrane transport; nervous system process; regulation of membrane potential.
GUGCUUUGUAAAAGUGGCUGACACUACUUGUAAAAGAGGACAAGAGUGCUGAAAAAGAAGACAAAGGAAGAGAAGAGGAGGAGGAGGUGCAGGAAGAGAAUACUUGAAGAGACUGAGAACGCUUUAAGAUUUCACAAUGAAAAAUGAAGCAAUGUGAUAUUACUCCAUUUUCAGCCUCACUGCAACUGAAUUUAAGCACUUUUAAAGGAAAUGAUUUAUUGUGGCUCAGUUGCAUUCGACUCAUCCUCAAAAGAUGACAUGGAUGAGAGGAUCACUGUACACAUAUUUUAGGUUGGAACUGCGAGAUCAUGUUCACUACUCCUUAAACACCCUGGAGUAAGCUGGCACCAAAACCCCUGCUGUCAAGUGCACUAUUGAGCAUGCGCUAAACAAAACCCUGAAGCAGGUUUUAAAUAAACAUUUACAUGAUUUAAAAAAAAGUUUGCCAAAGUCAAGGGUGGGCGGGGUCAUGUCGCCCUCUGUUGGAGAUUCCUGCGUGGAUUACGAUCAUCUUUGCAUUAGUCAUCACCCAUAAAGCUGAUGAGGAUGAGCCAGAAUUUACCGGAGGUGACAAUUCUUGACGAAGUUGACGCCAUUUGCGCAGGAGCAGCCCGCGGACAGGUGGCUGUCACCAUCAGCGCUCACGGAUACGACAGGAAACACGCAGGAGGGCAACCUCGAGAUGUCUGAUAUAAAAAUACAUCUGAGCGCAGAUAGAGGGGAACAGAGCGCAAUCCAAAGUGACUUUUGAGGCACACAGCCCAGUCAAACACAAGGAGAUAGACAUAGAGAGAGAGAGAGAGAGAGAGAGAGAGAGAGAGAGAGAGAGAGAGAGAGAAAGAGCAGCACCAGCACCAGCAGUCUGACAAAGCUGCACUCCCUGGAAGUUUGACAUCCCCAGCGGGCUACAGAGGGAGUUCUGCUCUGCCGCUGCCAUGGAGCCUCGGAAGUGUGCUGGAUCUGUAUUGAUUGGACUUUACCUGUGGGCGACAUUCUGCUGUCAAGGUUGUUAUGGUGGUGUGUACCAGAGGAAGCUGUAUCGUGACCUGAUGGUAAACUACAGUCGGCUGGAAAGACCCGUCCAAAACGACUCUGCACCCAUCGUGGUGGAACUCGGCCUCACACUGCUACAAAUCAUUGACGUGGAUGAAAAGAACCAAGUGUUGAUCACAAAUGCCUGGCUGCAGCUGUAUUGGACAGACAUCUACCUUUCAUGGAACCCAGACAGCUACCCUGGGGUUCAGAACCUGCGUUUUCCUUCCAAUCUGGUAUGGGUCCCAGAUAUCCUCCUCUACAACAGUGCUGAUGAGAGGUUUGAUGCUACGUUCCAUACCAAUGUGCUAGUAAAUGCUUCAGGAUCCUGCCAGUACAUCCCACCAGGCAUCUUGAAGAGUACUUGCUACAUCGAUGUACGGUGGUUCCCAUUCGAUGUGCAGAAGUGUGACCUGAAGUUUGGCUCCUGGACCCACAACGGCUGGCUGCUGGACCUCCAGAUGAUGGACGUAGACAUCUCUACCUACAUACCCAACGGGGAAUGGGACCUUGUAGGUGUGCCGGCCAAGCGUAAUGAGCUGUACUAUGACUGCUGUAAGGAGCCCUACCCCGAUGUGACGUUCACGGUCACCAUGCGCCGCAGGACACUUUACUACGGCCUCAACCUGCUCAUCCCCUGCGUGCUCAUCUCUGGUCUGGCCCUGCUGGUCUUCCUACUCCCUGCUGACUCUGGAGAGAAGAUCUCACUGGGAAUCACAGUGCUGCUGUCACUAACAGUAUUCAUGUUACUGGUAGCAGAGAUCAUGCCCGCCACUUCAGACUCUGUUCCUCUGAUCGCUCAGUACUUUGCUAGCACCAUGAUGAUUGUGGGCUUGUCUGUGGUAGUAACAGUCCUGGUACUGCAGUUCCACCACCAUGACCCCCAUGGAGGGAAGAUGCCUAAAUGGGUCCGAGUCAUCCUACUCAACUGGUGCGCUUGGUUUCUCCGCAUGAAGAAACCUGGAGAGGAAAACAAAACAGCUGUGAGCUCCAGCAGCCCCCCAAACUACAAGUACUCCCCCCCUCCCCCCCACCACACCAGCACCAGUAGCAUUCAGAUGAGCACCAUACCAGGGCAGGCGUCCACCCAAUCAACCACAACCAACGGGAACAUGAACCUUUACUUCGGCUACCACUCAAUGGGCACGGACAACCCUGCUUUCCCACCGAGCACAGAUUCAGGCGUGGUGGUGUGCGGCAGCGGAGGCGGGGGCGGCCGACCCAACAGCUCCUCUCCACAUGACAUCCACUCAGAACAGACGCGGACUUUGCUACUGGAGCAGGUCCCGGAAAUUUCCCGGAUCCUGGAGGAAGUGCAGUAUAUUGCCAGGCGCUUCCGGGAGCAGGACGAGGGAGAGGCGAUCUGCAGCGAGUGGAAGUUUGCAGCAGCGGUGGUGGAUCGGUUAUGCCUGGUGGCCUUCUCACUCUUCUCCAUCAUCUGCACCUUCACCAUCCUCAUGUCAGCUCCCAAUUUCAUUGAGGCCGUGUCCAAAGACUUCACAUAAGGCUGACCUCUUCCCUCUCGGAGAGGAAAAAAGAGAGGCAAAGCAAACAUUAGAAAUCCUGACACGUUUAGAACUGUGCCACACAAGCCUCCCUGCUACAACUAUGUGAAGUCAAACACAUCAGACCCAAACCUUUCCCUCUAUCUUCCCAUAUUUCUCGCUAGUAUAUGGUUGUAUGGAGUUGAUGUGAUUUUUUUCCAUUUCAAGGUGGCUCUCUUAGCUAACACCGAACAUACAGUAUGCCACGUAGGAGGUUGAGGCUACAUGCAGUAGUUAAUGAUGUAGAAACUCACACUAAUGCACUUUUCAUCCGUACCCCUGCUGACAUCAUUUACCUGCCACCACUUGGUCUUCACGUCUCAUCAGAAUAUACUCUUAACUCUCCUUCACUUCCAGCUCUUUCAUUUCUGCUGCUUUUUUCUACUCACUCCCCACCCCCACUGUCACACUUCUCAUUUUCUAGGAACGUCUUAAUGUCUUCAGCAGUUACAUACAGUACAGUCAAUAGAGUUCAAUAAACAGUUUUAGAAAUGGUUUUUUCAAGCCUCUAUUCUAGUGAUGCUAAUUUUUUGUAUUUUGUAAAUAAAUCUACAUCUUACUUUAUAAAUGUGGUGAAGUUGAGAUGAAAUAUUUUUUAAGUUGGUGAAUUUACUGAGAGCUACUGACGUGUUAACUCACAGCACUGUACAUCUCACUUCUGCUUUAACUAGGACUGCCACUAAUGAUUAUUUUAACUUUCGAUUCAUCUGAUAUUUUUUCAUUUUAUUUGAUUAGUCGUUUUUGUAUAUAAAAUGUCAGAAAAUAGUGAAAAUGUCUGUUUUAAUAUCCCAGAGCUGAAUGUGAAGAAUAUUCAGUUUGCUAUCAUAUAUGACAAAGAAAGCAUCACUUCUGCACAGAACAAACGUUAGGCAUUUUUAUCUUGAAAAACAACUCAAAUGGUUAAUUAAUAAUCAAUCGAUUUUUCAAUUAUCGACUACUUAUUUCAGCUCUACUUUAAACAUCUCCAUCCUAUAACUCUCUUAUAUUAGGUUGUUUCUUAAGGCAUCCUCAUUAUUUACUUGCCUUUCCAAUCUCCUCAUUUCCUUCUUGCACAGCUUAGGCCCAGGUUCUGUACCCAUAAAUGUGAAUACCAGUGAAAGUCAUACUUAAUUGUGACUUCAAAGACAUUUUUACAGUUUAGCUCUUUUCAAGACAGUUUAUGAAAGUGUGAAGUCAUUUCAGAAGGGAUAUUCCAACAUCCUCUCUUUGCCUCCAUUACUUGUGUUAAACAGUAUAUUUAGUGUGGUUUGCAUACAAAAACCUCUGGCUAUGUGUAAAUCACUUAUUCAUUUACAAUGCAUUUAUCUUUUGAGAGCAAUUCAAUGUUUAUCUGACUUACAGUAUGUGUUAGUUACACAAUGUGUUGCUAUAUUCGGGGAGAAACUCACAUGAAGAUCAAAACAAAUAGUCGUUGAAAGACGAUAUUUGUUCUUGUGAUGGAUUUUCAAAUGGAUUCUGAAGUCUGAACCACCCGGAUGCAUUUGGCACUAAUCUUUUGUAGUGCAGAGUCCUUUUUGUUUUUACUUUGUAAUACUCAGCGAAAGGCAAACACUGUCUUCUCUAAUCUGCAGCAACAACAUGCAACAAGGAUUACUGGGUGACCUUAUGUAACAGAUUUGCGUUAAACCUUGUCUCUUCUCACCACCCCAGUAUCCCCUCUGAUUCUCAGUGGUAGAAGGCACAUGUAAAUUCCCACUUUUACACAUGCAACUGAGCUCACAGACCUUUCUAUUUUAGUUUUAAGUGGAACCGAGGAGGAAUGAAAAUAACAAAAUACAGUGCAUGUGUGACUGCUGCCGAAUAGUCACUGAAAUUGAAUUCAUGUUGUUACAGUUAAUCAAUGGGCCGAGUGCAGACAAAUAGCUGCCACCCACUGACUAUCUUCAAUUCACUCUGUGACUCCAGGACUGUAAAACAUUUAAAUGUCAUAUCCACUCAUAAUGGACCGACAGGAAAAGGUGAGGCCAAUCUUGUCUGAACUUUGCAAUACUCUUUGUGUGGACAUCAGUAUUCUCUACACUUAUGUCUAACCAGGAAAGUGAGAUUUAUUUGCUUUAAACACAACAAAUAUGGUCUUAAAAAAAAGAGCAUUGCAUUAGGGACAUAAUUGUUAGAAUGUUAAAGGAAUAGUACAACAUUUUGGAUUUUUGCUUUUACAGUAAAUAUAACGCUACAGCCAGUUAGGUUAGCUUAGCAUAAAGAGUGGAACCUAGAGGGAAACACUGACCUUUAGGACAGUACAGCCAGUUGCGUGUUAGCAUAGCUUAGCACAAGGACUACAAACAGAGGGAAACAAGCGUUAGAUGAGAAGAUUGAUACCACCUCUUAUGUGUGAAAGGUAAAUAUGAAGCUACACCCAGAAGCCAUGCUGAGCUCAGCAGAACGUCAACCAGCAGAGACUCCAGGAAGCCAGAAUAAUUAGAGUAGAGUAAUUAGAGGUACUGGAAGUCAAAUCUGACUUUUGACUACAUAUUUUACUACAGCCAUUUGUCAUUCCACAUUGUGUGGAUUGCAGAUUGUAAGGGUUACUGCAGGAAACUGAAUACAAUUGUUUUUAUUGUUUUUUAUUUUAAGGAACCAAUGCUGGGUUGUUAUUUUGCAUGUCAAAGUUCAUGGACAGAAAUGGGUAGCGGCUGCUUUUAGCUGAUCUAAGUAUGUUGCGUAACAGAUCGAGGAAUCAUUUGAAAAUCUUGAUCACUGACUGAUCUUGGACAAUAUGAACAGUGGAGAUGUAAUGACUCAUAUGAGAGACGUGGAGUAUGCUCUACAUACAUGUGACUUGGACUGACAACUGAUGACAGCCAAUUAUGUAGAUACUUUGUGAGAUAACCUGACCCAUUUCUAUUGUUACUCACUCCUGUUAAUGUCUAUUGAGCAUAUGUUUUUCAUGUGAGAAGCAUUUAUGGGACUUAAAAGUGUUCAUAGUGCGUCAAAUGAAUGAAUGAUGGAACCUCUAAAAUGAGACUGUACUGAAAAUGUUUAUAGGAUUAUAAGGUAUUCAGGGUAAAAGACAUUCUGCAAUUUACAAGUCAAAGCUAGAUCCAAGCUGAAACCAUACAAGUAGCUCAAAUAUCAGUGUUGCAAAUGUGAAAUCGUGUUGACUGAUAUUGAAAAGUACACGUAAAAUGAGGGUGUCUGCUUUUGCCAUGCUAUCACAGGCUUUUUUUAAUCACCAGUGUUGUAUUUCUGUCAACUUGAGUGUCUUUUUCUUUGUGGUCUGUGCCUCUCUGCUCAGUAUUCAUUCUCCUUUGAAGGAUGUACAUACAUGCUCACUGUACAUGACUAUUUUGAGGACAAUAAAGGAGAAAUGUGAUAAUUA